Molecule: messenger RNA, 1488 nt
Organism: Fonsecaea nubica
Lineage: Eukaryota; Fungi; Ascomycota; Eurotiomycetes; Chaetothyriales; Herpotrichiellaceae
Exons: 2
Coding region: 1-1488 (495 amino acids)
Cellular component (GO): mitochondrial inner membrane
Molecular function (GO): S-adenosyl-L-methionine transmembrane transporter activity
Source: RefSeq, a predicted model, not a curated record
AUGUCGUAUCUCCCCAAAGAGGCCAUCAAUCUCACGGGCGGCUGUUACUGCCAUGCCAUCCGAUACACUGUCAGAGUUCCAGCCUGGGCUAACCGCCCUGCUGUUCCUGGCGCCCUCGAGACUCCUAUCUCGGCAACCGAAAAGAUCCAAACGAGACUUCCUUUGAUUGACAUCGACCAUUGUGGCGAUUGCCGACGUCAAGCUGGCUGUUUAGUUCAAUGUUGGCUCAUAGUCCCCGUCGACUGGGUGGAAUGGGACGUGCAACCGAAAGAAACUGCGGGCAAUGGGCAUAUUCUUCGUUUGUCUACCCGCGACGCUGUUGGUCCUGCCAGUGAGACUGAAAGCUCUUCCUCGAGUUAUGUAUCGCGCUUUUGCUGCACUGAUAGUGCAACGAGGGCGUUCUGCUCACGUUGCGGUACAAACCUCACAUACCUGAACCACGAAUACCUUGAUACGCCAGAGGCAUUUGUCGAUAUUACUGUCGGUAGCCUCGAUCCGGAAUUUAUGAAAUUGGCAAAGCCAGACCGACAUGGCUGGUGGGACUUUGGUGUUGAUUGGAUCAAGACUCUACUGAGAAAGGGAGACGGCGGCUUUCUGAUCAGACACCAUACAGGUGAUGCGGGCGCCUUCGCCGGCCUCACGGUCGACUUCUCGCUAUAUCCUCUCGACACGAUCAAGACGCGCCUCCAGUCGAACCUGACGACGAGCAAACAUGCGUCCAUCCUCCCGCGCCAUACCGUGCAGGGGACGUUGCGGAGCAUGUACGCCGGGCUUCCCUCGGCGCUGCUCGGUUCUAUGCCGUCGGCUGCGUCCUUCUUCGUCGUGUAUGACGGCGUCAAGAGGGCGCUGAUUGAUCCGACGACGCAGUCUUCUUCACGGCAGGCCUCGACGCACAUGCUGGCCUCGUCGCUCGGAGAGAUCGCGGCCUGCGCGAUCCGCGUGCCCACCGAGGUCGUCAAGCAACGGGCCCAGGCCGGGCUUUUUGGUGGCUCGGCCCUGCUCGCGCUGCAGGACAUACUGGGGUUGAGAAAGACCGAUGGCUAUGCGACUAUGGUCCGGGAGCUCUACAGAGGAGGCGGAGUGACUAUCAUGCGCGAGAUACCCUUCACCAUCACCCAGUUCAGCCUGUGGGAAUAUUUCAAGGCUUCUUACUCGGAUCGACAGCACAGACUCACCGGACGCCAUGAAGGCUUGGUCACCGCGUCCGAGAGCGCAAUCUUUGGCAGUGUCGCAGGAGGCAUCGCCGCCGGGUUCACGACACCGCUCGACGUGCUGAAGACGCGCAUCAUGCUCGCUCGCAAGGAGGUAGGCAGUGCCUCUGCUCGUGCCGGCCCCCUCAAAGUACUGCAGCAGAUAUGGAGGGACGAGGGCGCCGCGGGUCUGUUUCGUGGCUUCGUGCCCCGUGUCGGCUGGAUCAGUACGGGCGGCGCAAUCUUUCUCGGCACAUAUCAAUAUGUCUCGAACCUGCUGGGUCCUGAAGACUCUUGA